Colossoma macropomum (tambaqui) is the source of this 2820-nucleotide messenger RNA. RefSeq lists its product as uncharacterized. The transcript is spliced from 19 exons. The coding region runs from base 234 to 2702 and encodes 822 amino acids. Gene Ontology annotation, molecular function: protein binding; ATP hydrolysis activity; ATP binding. NCBI's taxonomy places the organism in Eukaryota, Metazoa, Chordata, Actinopteri, Characiformes, Serrasalmidae. The record is from RefSeq and is a predicted model, not a curated record.
GCAGGUCUGCUAGUUUUGGGCUGUAACUCUGCUUCGUCGUUUCGGUUUAAUAAGCCCAAAAACGUAGUUAGGAAAUAGCUGUAUAACUUACCACUGGUUAUCACCUCUUAAUUAAAGAGGUGGACUGUUGGAAUGCCAUUUAAAGACUGUUUCGAUCGAUAUUGAUGGCAUAAAUAUCGUGAAUUUCGCAGCCUGUCACCUGUCUAUGCUAACUGCACUGCCUCAGCUUGGCCAUGUCUCACAGUACAUACAGUAAGCUAUGGGGCGAGGCCCAUGAGGAGCUGAGCAGCCUGCUGACCCAAGAGUUACCUGUAGAGCCGCUACAGCCGGAGAGAGACAGAGUGGUCUUCUUCCAGCGGCUGGCCACCCUCUACGUGCGCUACAUCCAGAUCUUCAGGCAGCUGGAAGAGGCAUAUGACCAGGUCGUUCAGCCUCAGAAGAGGAGACUCAUCAGAGAGGUUCUGGAUGGUGUUAUGGGUCGCGUGCUGGAGCUCAAGAAUGAGAUGGUGGAGAAGGAAUUCUCAGAGUACCACUACAUGGAUGAUGUCAUCCAGGAUUUGAAGCUAAUGCCUGAGGACCUUGAGAUUCCAAUUCCAAGGUAUUUCAUCAGGGAACGGAGCAAAGUGCUUAGAGACCGAAGCAAAAUGCUCUCCAACAUACUGGACCUGAUGGGAGUGGUGGAGAAACCAAAACCUGCUGGAGAGCGAACCCUGAGUGCGGAGGAGGCCAUUAGGAUUAUUCAGGUGACGGAAAGGGCUCGGCAGGGUCGCCUAAGGGCAAAGUUCAUGCGGGAGAUCCAGAGGGAUCAGGAGAGGCAGCGAAAGUCUAAGGACAGGGACCUCGGGGCAUCUACCAUGGACCAGGCUGCAGUUUGCAUCCAAAAGGUCUGGAAAGGUUUCUUGCAGAGGAAGAGAACAAAGCAGGAGCGCGAAGAGGAGAUGAUCUUUCUGGGCAUGGCUAUGGACCAAAACCUCCCCCAGUUUUGUCCGGCUGCUGCGGUUUCGGAGGCCACCAAGACGUGCAGGAGGACUAAGCAGGAGGAGCAUGAGGAAGACUACCAGAAAUCCCUUAUCUCCAUCACCAACAGCCUCCGAGAGCUGGAGGGCCCCAACAUGAGGGAGACUAUGAAGGAUCAGAUACGGCAGUGGUUCAUUGAGUGCCAUGAUGCAACAGGUUCCUUUCCUGACUACCCAGAAGAGGAAGACGGUGGUUCUGCACUCAUUUUUGCGGAUAAAACACCUGAGCAGCUAAUGGAAGAGUUGGCAGCUAAAGAAGAGGAGGAAGCCAACAAAAAGCCAAAAGGCAAGGAAGAGACUAAAGACAAAGGGAAGAAAGAGAAAGCAAAAGGAGGAGAGGAGGAAGAAGAGCCUGGACUGAAGAUGCUGCCAUCUGCUUUUCUAUCAGAGCUACAGAAAGGGCAGAAAACAUUUACCGAUGUUUGGCAAAACAGAGAUGAAUCCAAGAACUUUAACCAGAGACAUGAAGCAGAACUCAUAAAAGAGGAGAAGAGGAAGGAGAUAGAGGCAGAAAUAAGACUUCAGGUGGAUGAGCUGAUGAGGCAGGAGCUUGCUAACUGGAAGCUGGCGGUGGACGGAGACAAAGGCGGGAAGGCCAAGGCCACAGUAAAGAAAAAGAAGGGAUCCAAAAGUGGAAAGAAGAAAAAGAAAGACAAAGACCUCACAGCAGACAGGACCAUCGAGUCGCUGUAUGAAGAGCUGGUGGAGCAAGGGCUGUUAAAACCAGCAGAUAAUGUUAAACUACAAGACUACAUAGGGGACUAUAGCUACCUUGGCACGACCCUUCGGCAGACGGACAUAGAGCCCAUGCCUUCCCUAUCCGAUGUACGGCAGGUUACAGCUCUUUAUGCUGUCUUACCUCUAGGAUCUCAGGUGGUCCAUGAGAAGGCCCCUCUGGUGAAGGCCAUCCUACUGGUGGGGCCUUCAGGAGUGGGGAAGAAGAUGUUAGUCCAUGCUAUCUGUCAGGAGACAGGAGCCAACCUCUUCGAUCUUUCCCCUUUAAACCUGGUGGGGAAGUACCCAGGCAAGAGCGGCCUGCAGAUGAUGCUUCACCUGGUGUUUAAGGUUGCCAGAUUAAUGCAGCCGUCUGUGGUGUGGAUCGGGGAUGCCGAAAAAAUGUUUUACAAAAAAGUACCAAAAGAGGAGAAAGAGCUAGAUCCUAAGCGACUAAAGAAAGACUUGCCAAAGAUCCUUAAAAGUAUUAAAGGUGAAGACCGUGUUCUAAUCAUCGGAACGACAAACAGUCCACUCAAUGCAGACCUGAAAUCACUAUGCAAGCUUUACACCAAGAUCAUCCUCAUACCACGACCAGACUACGCCUCAAGAUACAUCAUGUGGAAGCAGCUGAUACAGCGUAAUGGUGGAGUGGUGACCAGCGCUCUGGACCUCAGCUCCUUGGCCAAGAUCUCAGAUGGCUACACGCAGGGUCAAAUGGUGCGAGUGGUGCGAGGCAUCCUGACUGAGCGGCGCAUGCAGCAGCUGGCUAAACGACCACUAGUCUCAGCCGAGUUUGUCGCUCAUCUGGCCAGGACCGACCCCGUGUUCCAGGAUGAAGAGGAGGCCCUCAAAGCCUGGUACGCUAAGACUCCUCUCGGGAGGAAGAGAGUCAAAGCUGCCUCGGGGAAGGAUGAGGAAGAAGCUCCAGCGAAAGGAGGCAAAGAUGCCAAGAAGAAAGGAAAGAAGUAACUCAAACUCACUGUUCAACCAGCGACGGUGUCGCGUUCUUUGGCUCUUGAAAAUAAAUCCAUGCUCAGGUCUGGAGGGACGCAGUAUAUUUUUGAUGUCCUGCCAAGGUUGUUUAUAU